GUGAGACCCGCUGUCCCAAGCUGCUUCUCCAUCCUUAGCAGUUCCCUUGGCUCCUUUGUGAGAGGCUAUCCAGGCUGUCCCUCACAUCUUCUCGUUUCCUUCUACAUUCUAUCCCUCUCUCCCAGGUGCACCUCCAGUCCCAAGUCAUGUCCUGCUACUCCCAGUGUGUGCCAUGCCAGCCCUGCGGCCCGACCCCUCUGGCCAGCAGCUGCAAUGAGCCCUGUGUCAGGCAGUGCCAGAACUCCACCAUCGUCAUUGAGCCCUCUCCCGUGGUGGUGACCCUGCCCGGACCCAUCCUCAGCUCCUUCCCGCAGAACACCGUUGUGGGCUCCUCCACCUCCGCUGCUGUUGGCCGCAUCCUCAGCUCUGAGGGCGUGCCCAUCACCUCGGGGGGCUUUGACUUGUCCGGCUUGGGCAGCCGCUCCUGUGGCAGAAGGUGCCCGCCCUGCUGAAGCCGCUGGCCGUGGACCUGGAAAAAUUCUUCCAUGAGCCACAAACACGUUGCUGGAUCACCUGACCAAGCUCAGCUCCUCAAGCAAAUGCUGACAGCUGGAGGCAAUCCUGGGUUUUCCGAAAACAGCUCAUGUCUCUUUUUCAUUUCCUCUAUUUCCAUUUUCUUCCCUUCCCUCCCC
Messenger RNA from Tympanuchus pallidicinctus (lesser prairie-chicken), 632 nucleotides. Its product is annotated as feather keratin Cos1-1/Cos1-3/Cos2-1-like. The transcript has a single exon. The coding region runs from base 147 to 452 and encodes 101 amino acids. Gene Ontology annotation, molecular function: structural constituent of cytoskeleton. Lineage: Eukaryota; Metazoa; Chordata; Aves; Galliformes; Phasianidae. Gene Ontology annotation, cellular component: intermediate filament. The record is from RefSeq and is a predicted model, not a curated record.